GCUCGGUAGCACCGCAGUUUGUACAAAUCGAUCAGUGGAAGUGCGAUGUUGAAGUGAUGUCUUCUCGCAGCCGGCUGGAAACAAGUCGGGCAGGUCUGCAGAUGUAGAACUUUUCACGAUCACUUUAAAGUCUUUGGAGUUGUUCCACCACUCACGUCCGUAACAGGUACUUUUCCCAAAUCGAUCGCGUUGCUUUCUUUGCACUGUCAGUCUAGUAAGGACGAAGUCACGUUUGAUCUGGAAGCCUAGGUCGUGGUGUGCAAGAGCGGAUCGCUACCUACUGCGCGCUGGGAUUGGAUAGAAAAAUAUUACCGUUGCCCAACUCAGCUCCGGUAGGGGGCAAUUGGAGGGAAUUCUACUGCAAGAUCAAGGCGUAGCGGAGCGUUGGCACUAGCUCGCAGAUAGCUUAGCGAUUGCUUCUGGAAGCCACUCUCGUAAAAAAAAUUCCAAAGGCUUCAUCACAACGCUUGGCACUGGCGAUGACCUCCCAGAGUAGUGAUGGUGUGGUGCGGCGCAGCAUAGGUGACACGGUCGCAACGCAAGCGACAUCCUCGCCCAACGUGGACGACAAUGCGGCGUCCACUGCUCCUGCAGUGGGUGCGAAGACGGAGUUGAAAGAGGCGUAUACGCAAGGGAAGCGAAACUUCGAAAUUGUUAGCCUCUCGUCGUUUCUGCUUCUUAAGGCGGUCGUCUUGUGCUAUCUUGGUUAUCAUUGGAGAAUGGCUAACCCUAUCUGGGUCCUGACAUACAUGCUUGGUGGCAUCCUGGCGGCUGACUUCCUCAGCGGUGUCGUACACUGGCUCUGUGACUCCUAUGGGUCUGUCAACAUGCCCGUAUUUGGAAAGGCAUUCAUCCGCUCGUUCCGAGAGCACCAUGUUGACCCAACGGCCAUUACGCGUCAUGACGUCAUUGAGUGCAACGCGGACAGCUGCAUGACCAUGGUGCCAGUACUCGGCUUCAUGUGCUAUAACUUUGCGCUGUACGACGAUGACAUCAUCCAGCCGCGCUACCACCUGUUCGUCCUGCUGAGCUGGCUGGCGUUCUUCGUGGCGUUCACCAACCAGUUUCACAAGUGGUCGCACACCUACGGCGAAGUGCCCAAGUGGGUGGAAGUCCUGCAGGAUUAUCACGUGAUCUUGCCGAAGAAGCACCACAAGGUGCACCACGUGGCGCCGCACGCCACAUACUUCUGUAUCACCACCGGCUGGCUGAACCACCCGCUGGAGUACAUUGGUUUCUGGACGGCCAUCGAGGCUGGUAUUCAGUUGACCACUGGAUACCGUGCCCGGGAGGACGACCUAUCAUGGGCUAGCAAGCCAAAGUAAUGCCUAGCGCAAGAUGUGCUCCGUUUAACCAAAAGACCAAAUGGCCCGUGCUGUGCUAUUUUGCUGUUGUAACUGUUAAAAAAGUACUUAUUCAUCAUUUUGACGACUGCCUGUGGGUAUGCGAACGAGUAUUUAUUUGCGUGAACAAUGUUUGCCUGUGUUUGUUAGAGCUAGAGCGGUACCUGUGCAUGGGGCAACCCAUCCGUCAACGGUUGUCCACAAAAGUAAGUUGCAGAUAGAUCUGAUGCAGAAAAUUUCCAACAGCUGCUGAAGCAGUGCUCAGUAUGCUGAAGUUAGGUCCUUUGAGUAGAUCUUGUAUCUCGCAUGUUUGGCUCAUCUUCCAAACAUGUCGCUGUGUGCCUGACCGGACUGUCGCUUCUUGAAUUCAUAUUUUCUUUUCGAGUACAAUAGUAUAGUGCUUGGUAUGUCCGGUCAUGCUGUUUGUCAAGAUAGUGCUGUUGGUUUCGCAUCACAGCGUUUCGUAUUUUUCAAAUUAUAGAAUACCCUUCCCAAAGUGAAAUAGCUUUGGUUUGACGAUAUUGCUAAGAGAAUUGAAUAUCUAUUGGAGGGUUGUGAAGUUCACUUGCUAUUCUGAAAUUUCUAAAUCACUAUUUUUAGCUCGUACAUCAUACAGAGUACGGUUGUUUAGAGUAAUAAUAUUAUUCCCGUAGCUAUGCAGAAGACGUUACUUCAGUAACGUCUGGCGCUAGCCAGGGUCCACACA
Molecule: messenger RNA, 2049 nt
Organism: Sycon ciliatum
Lineage: Eukaryota; Metazoa; Porifera; Calcarea; Leucosolenida; Sycettidae
Product: plasmanylethanolamine desaturase 1-like
Exons: 5
Coding region: 480-1325 (281 amino acids)
Molecular function (GO): oxidoreductase activity
Source: RefSeq, a predicted model, not a curated record